AUGUUACUUAGUUUAAUUAAAUUAGUACAACGCUUUGUUAGCAAUUGCAAGCCUGCUCGUUUAGAAAAACGUCAUGAAUGUUCAAUUGGGUUUCUAAACAUUGCAGAAUUAGCUAAAGCGGAACAUUUUUGGGUUCUCUACGCUCAAGUCCCGACGUCCAGUGAUGAGUAUUGCCGGUUGAGGGCAAGUCAGAUGGUACGCCACAGCAGUGCAUUAACAACGUAUAAUCCAUUUCUUGAUGAAUAUGGUUUGAUCAGAGUAAGCAGUCGAUUAGGCGACGCAUCCAUUGCUUAUGGCACAAGUCACCCAGUGGUAUUACCAUCAAAGAAUAUUGUUACAAAACGGAUUUUUGAGUAUGAGCACCAGCGCUUGUUGCAUGUUGGUCCUCAAGCGUUGCUUGCUCACCUGUCCAAGAAAUAUUGA
Molecule: messenger RNA, 423 nt
Organism: Macrosiphum euphorbiae (potato aphid)
Lineage: Eukaryota; Metazoa; Arthropoda; Insecta; Hemiptera; Aphididae
Source: the annotation of a GenBank genome assembly